This is a messenger RNA of Triplophysa dalaica, 871 nucleotides long. It is a transcript of the gene wdr83os, whose product is annotated as WD repeat domain 83 opposite strand. Gene Ontology annotation, cellular component: endoplasmic reticulum membrane. NCBI's taxonomy places the organism in Eukaryota, Metazoa, Chordata, Actinopteri, Cypriniformes, Nemacheilidae. The record is from RefSeq and is a predicted model, not a curated record. The transcript has 4 exons. Gene Ontology annotation, biological process: protein insertion into ER membrane. Bases 87 to 407 code for a protein of 106 amino acids. Gene Ontology annotation, molecular function: protein folding chaperone.
UCAGGAUUUACAAGUCAGCUGUUCGCUGGCGUGCUGUUCUCUUAAGAACAUUAAAUAAGUUUUCUAUCUUAUUGGGAUUUCAAAGUAUGACUGUAAACAACAUGGCGGAUCCAAGAAGAGCUAACAAGAUUUUUCGCUACAAGGCUCCAAACACAGAAACGAACCCCACACUGGAAGACCCUACACCAGAUUACAUGAACCUGCUGGGUAUGAUCUUCAGUAUGUGUGGCUUGAUGCUCAAGCUUAAAUGGUGUGCGUGGAUUGCUGUGUACUGUUCGUUCAUAAGCUUUGCAAAUUCACGAAGCUCAGAAGAUACCAAACAAAUGAUGAGCAGCUUCAUGUUAUCCAUAUCUGCGGUCGUGAUGUCGUAUUUGCAAAACCCACAGCCCAUGUCACCACCGUGGUAACAAAUGAUCCAAACGCAAUGGGCCAUCUCAGCAGGGUAAUGGUAUAAGAGCCAGAGAAAAACAGCUGAUCCUCCCACUGUCCUUCUGGAAGCAGAGGGACACACACUCAUCACCGCAGCUGGCGAAUCACAGGCUGAAAAAAUGACCAAUUAAGCUCCUGUUUGAUCUUUGUUUUCUCUGUGCUCUCAAUUCACGACUGUUGCUGUUAUGUGUGGUUUGACCAUGAUAUGGUAAAAUACUAAUAUAUUAAUGAUUUUAUGGAGUAAAUUACAGUUUUCGUGUUUUGUUUAAACUCUUAAUAAGAUUACAUUUUUGCAUUUUAAUUACAAUUGAUCUGAAUUACAAUGACUUUUUUGUAGCUACCUGUACAUCUACAAAUACAGGGUUUUCUUUACAGAUCAGAGAAGUCAUCCAUCUGCUUUUCUACAAAUGUGAACCCUAAAAUAAACCAUUUUCGAAGAACA